AUGGCCACACUGCGCGCGUUGGUGUUCGCCGCCAUGCUCCUCGUGGUGGCGUUCCUCCUUGCUAUUCUCGCGUGUACCGCUGUCGCUGAGAAGAAUGCGCGGCCGCUUCUGCCGCUGAUGCUCUCGCUCAUCACGCCGCUUCCGUUCCUGCUCUGCGGCCGCCCGCAGGGCAGUUUCACGGAGGAGAGUCUCUUCGACGGCGCUGGCCUCUUCCUCGGCGGCGCCCUUGCGGUGAGCGGGCCGGCGUUGAGCUGUGUGUUGUACCACACCGGCAGCAUCACCACCGGGGCGUUCCUCCUCUCUUUAGGUUCGGAGGUCUUUCUCGCAGCCACGGCAGGCGUUCUUACGUUUGCCUCGCCUUCGGAGACAAGCGACGAGUACGACUUUUGA
This is a messenger RNA of Trypanosoma grayi, 390 nucleotides long. RefSeq lists its product as hypothetical. Gene Ontology annotation, cellular component: endosome. The record is from RefSeq and is a predicted model, not a curated record. NCBI's taxonomy places the organism in Eukaryota, Euglenozoa, Kinetoplastea, Trypanosomatida, Trypanosomatidae. Gene Ontology annotation, biological process: late endosome to vacuole transport via multivesicular body sorting pathway. The transcript has a single exon. The coding region runs from base 1 to 390 and encodes 129 amino acids.